AUGUCAUCCUCCUUCUCUUCGUUUUCACUUCUCCUCCUCUCUGAGGUUUUGAAUUCAUCCAAUGAAUGGUUUCGGAAAGUCUUCUUGUCAUUGCUUGGACAAUUCGAGAGGAAAAUGAUCGUACGAACAAACCGAGAGUCUAAUCACACGAUGACCACACAACAACUCUCUCCUACACUCAUCACUCAAAUAUUAAUUUUAAUUUCAAGCAUUUUGACAGGUGGAUUCCGAUAUUAUCAUUCCAUCAUGAAUAGUGAUCAUGCAUUGAUGAUGAAUCAAGAACUUGAAAAUGACAGCAGUGGUGGUGGUGGUAAUAGUAUUACUUCUACCACUACUACUACUACUACUUUAUCAACAUUCUCAUUGAAAAAUCCAUUCUUUGGAGAACGACCACAUUACUUUAUGCCACCCUCUGAUAUGGAACAAUAUCGACGAAGAGGACGACAAUCUCAAACAGGAUCAUCCACACAAGAAUUAUCACACGUUUACAUUCCCUAUCCCAAUGAUCCUCCUCACACAUUUCCAUCGAUUAAGGCAAGAUCACUCUUUACAAAAUCUCCAAACAAGUUAAGUCAAGUCUAUAUUGAGAGAAUUGAUCCAGUGAAUCGAUCCAAUUUGAGAAGUGGUGCUAAAUUAAAAGUACCAUUACAACAAUUAGAAGAAAGAUUUAGAACUGUUUAUACCAAUGCUAAAGAUAAUGGAUUGGAAAUUACAAUGAAUGUGAAAAAGAAUUUAAAUUCUCAAGAACAAUUUGAAAAGUUAGGAUUUUAUCAACAACAAGAAACAACAACGAGUAGUAGUAGUCAGAGUGGUGGUGGUUCGAGUGGUGGUGGUGUUGGUACGAGUGGUACUAGUACUCCAACUUCAAUGGAAAGUGUCAAUACUACAAAUUCAUCCAACCAUUUGACCUAUGAUUUUCAUCAUGUGGAUGGUCUAAUAACACCACCCUUAUAUCGAUUGGAAUAA
Naegleria fowleri is the source of this 966-nucleotide messenger RNA. RefSeq lists its product as uncharacterized. Lineage: Eukaryota; Heterolobosea; Eutetramitea; Acrasida; Naegleriidae. Bases 1 to 966 code for a protein of 321 amino acids. The transcript has a single exon. The record is from RefSeq and is a predicted model, not a curated record.